Molecule: messenger RNA, 1378 nt
Organism: Triticum aestivum (bread wheat)
Lineage: Eukaryota; Viridiplantae; Streptophyta; Magnoliopsida; Poales; Poaceae
Product: zinc finger MYM-type protein 1
Exons: 2
Coding region: 12-1163 (383 amino acids)
Source: RefSeq, a predicted model, not a curated record
AAGGGAAGAUAAUGGAGAAGUAUUUGAUAAAGAAAUCAGCAAAUGCCAACACCACCACCCAGCCCCAGGGGGCUAUCACCAGCAACAAUUCAAGUGGCAGUAGUAAUGCAUCAAGACCUGCAGCAAAACAUAAUUCUGCUGUGCCUGAACUAGUUGAUUUGAAUAAGCUCCCUCGCGAUCCAGCUAAAAGGAAGCGAAUGGCAGAUUAUCACCCCAACCAACGUGAUGAGAUAAGAAGGAAGUAUUUGAUUUGGGGACCUAAUCAGCCCCGCAAGUUGGAAUUUCCAUACAGGGAGAUUGGGAAGAAGAAAAAGAAGAGGAGAUUCAAUCCGGAUUGGUAUGAUGAUUAUGCUUAUUGGCUAGAGUACAGCGAGAAGGAGCACAAAGCCUAUUGCUUAUGCUGCUAUUUGUUUAGGGACAACAUUAAAGACAACCACCAUGGGCAUGAUGCAUUUGUAGUAGAAGGUUUCAACUGUUGGAACAAGACAGAGAGAUUUGUAACUCACGUCGGUGAUCGUAACAGCUUUCACAACAGAGCACUCAAGGAUUGCGAGGAUCUAUUAAAGCAAGAUCAAUCAAUCCCUGCAGCCUGGAAUAGACAAAGCCAAACUGAAAAGAAUGAGCAUCUCAUCAGGUUAAAUGCCGCAAUUGAUGUUUGUCGAUACUUGUUGCAUCAGGGACAACCUUUCCGUGGCCAUGAUGAAUCUAAAGAUUCUGAAAAUAAAGGAAAUUACCUUGAGUUGAUGGACUACACUAUUAAGCAAAAUGAUGUUGUUGCUAAGGCAUUCAAGAAUGCUCCAAAUAAUAAUCAAAUGUUGUCUCCCAAAAUUCAGAGAGAUAUUACCGAGUGCUUUGCAAAAGAAGUACUAGGGCAUGUGAUGAAAGAAAUUGGUAAUGGUGUGUUCAGCUUAUUAGUUGAUGAGUGUAGGGAUGUUUCCGACAAAGAACAAAUGGCGGUUGUUCUCCGAUAUCUUGAUAAGUGUGGACUGGUCCAAGAGAAGUUUGUUGGUGUUGUUCAUGUGGAGGAGACAACAGCUUCUUAUCUCAAGUCUUGCAUAGAUUUAUUAUUUUCACAACUUGGGCUGAAUCUUGAACAAGUUAGAGGCCAAGAUUACGAUGGAGCAAGUAAUAUGUCUGAUAUUCGAGGUCGGAGAUUUCUUUGAUAUGGUUUCAGUUUUGCUGAAUGUCGUGGGCGCGUCUUGCAAGAGAAAAGACCAACUUCGUGAGCAUCACCAAGAAGAAGUGAGAAAAGCAAUAGGAUGUGGAGAGAUUGCUACGGGGACUGGACUGAAUCAAGAAUUAUCUCUUCAAAGACCAGGUGACACUCGAUGGAACUCCCAUUAUAAAACACUGUUGGGUUUGUCCAAGAUGUUCUCAU